This is a messenger RNA of Trichoderma harzianum CBS 226.95, 630 nucleotides long. RefSeq lists its product as hypothetical. The annotation marks the transcript as partial. The transcript has 2 exons. NCBI's taxonomy places the organism in Eukaryota, Fungi, Ascomycota, Sordariomycetes, Hypocreales, Hypocreaceae. The record is from RefSeq and is a predicted model, not a curated record.
GCAGAGCCGAGUGCUUGGUUUCACGUUGCCCAUGUAUCUUGUUAUUCCCUGGUUCGCGGAGCAGAUACGGAGAAGAGAGGAGUAGCAUGUACUUGCACUUUACUCGUACCGCUACCAAAACCAGGCUACGGGACAUCCAUCUGUCCAGGGUCCAGUUUAUUCUUUUCGGGCCCAGAUCUGGCGUCAAGCUCGCCUCCAAUUGGCACAGAUUUUUCUGCUCCUCUUUAUUUUUUCCAGGGGCUCGUCAAUCAGGGUCCCCUUUUUGCUGUGCCUGUUUGAAAUGGCAAAAGGACUCAAUUGAAGAGAACAAGAGUGCAAGAUAGCAGCAGAGUACAACAGAAGAAGAAGAAGAUGCAGUGCAAGACAGAAUUGAGGCAAAUGGACAUUGAUAGUACCAGAAACAUGUACCUAAAAAAAGGGCUCCAGAGCCGCCCCAACAAAAAAUUAUCUCCCAGCUGCCAUGCCAUUGCAUCUGCUUCUGCAUGUACCGGGCCAGUGGGGGGAGGCCAAAUCGUCCAAGGGGGGCCCGGCAAGUCAAAAGUCACUCUGGCUGUGGUUUUUGCGUGGGCUGGACUUGGGCUUGAGCUUUGGGCUUGGGCUGCUGCUGUGUGUGAGUGUGUGAGUGAGUGA